GUUUUCUACUUCAAAAGUAACCCAUCUUUUUCUCAUUUCUGAAGCAAAAUCAUGUUCAAAAGUUUCUGAAAAAAUUCAGAGUAUAAUUUCAGCUAGUCUUUAGUCAACGACAGACAGAGAAUUUAUAUUCAGCAAACACACUAUAGUUGUCCACAUUCAUAGGAGUAUAGUAUCUUAAAGUGUCCCACUUUUUCUUGAUUUGCUGACUCAAUAAAUAUAAUUGAAAAACCCAGCAAGCAACUCUCACCAAUUCUAUUACCAUGAUUUGCCGGAAAAUUUAUCACCGGAAUUCUGUCCGGCAGAACAUUUUCCGGUGGUUUUCUGUUUCUCCGGUGGCAGCUGCUACUACUACUGUAUUAUGUAGUGCCAAGAAUAUUCAGUCUCAACUUCACUUUUUUAGAAAUUAUACGACCCCGUUUUCCUCAUUUAGUAAGUCAAAUGCUUCAUUUACUCUUAGGGGGUACAGUUUUUCAACUCAAGUUGCAUUGAAUCUUCCUGCUGGUGGGGUAAUUGAUAUACCUCUGGCACAAACUGGUGAAGGCAUUGCUGAAUGUGAACUUCUCAAAUGGUUUGUUCAGGAGGGGGACCAGGUUGAAGAAUUCCAACCUCUUUGUGAAGUUCAGAGUGACAAGGCAACGAUUGAAAUAACAAGUCGUUACAAAGGAAAAAUUUCUCAAAUCCUUCAUGUUCCUGGUAACAUCGUCAAGGUUGGAGAAACACUUCUGAAGAUUGGCGUUGAUGAAGUUCCUAAUCCUAUUGAGUCUUCUGAUCCUUCAGAAAAGAUGUCAUCACUAGAAUCUGAUAUUAGUGGUUCAAGUGACAUCAGCUCUGUGCCUGAAAAAACCAAGAUUGAUGGAGUGUCAUCCACACCUGCUGUCCGCAACCUUGCAAAGCAAUAUGGUGUAGACAUAAAUGAUGUACCUGCAACUGGGAAAGGUGGACGGGUACUUAAAGAGGAUGUGAUAAAUUACGCAAUGCAGAAAGGACUAACUAAUGAAGCACCAGCAUGUGCACAACAACAACAUUCAGAGGUUUCAUCUCUCAUUGGAGGGGGAUAUGAAGAUAGGACACUUCAGCUAAGGGGUUAUCAGCGUGCCAUGGUUAAGUCAAUGACAUUAGCUGCAAAAAUUCCACAUUUUUAUUAUGUAGAAGAGAUGAAUUGUGGUGCACUUGUGGAUCUCAAGACAUCAUUCCAGAAUGAGAAUUCUGAUCCAGAGAUCAAGCACACAUUCCUUCCUGUCCUCAUAAAAUCACUUUCGAUGACUUUAACUGCACAUCCCAUGCUAAAUAGUCGCUUCAAUGAAGAAUCCUAUGAGGUCAUCCUAAAAGGGUCCCACAACAUUGGAAUAGCAAUGGCUACUCCAAAUGGUUUGGUUGUACCAAACAUAAAAAAUGUUCAGUCUCUCUCAGUCUUGGAGAUAACAAAAGAACUGUCACGGCUACUGAAAUUUGCUAAGAUAAACAAGCUUAGUCCUGAUGAUAUAUCAGGGGGAACUAUUACUCUAAGCAAUAUCGGAGGAAUUGGUGGAAAGUUUGGUUCCCCGCUUAUAAAUUCACCUGAAGUUGCCAUCAUAGGAAUGGGCCGGAUCCAGAAAAUUCCACAAUUUGCUGAAGAUGGGAAUAUAUAUCCUGCAUCAGUCAUGACGAUAAAUAUAGGUGCAGAUCAUAGAGUUCUUGAUGGAGCAACUGUUGCAAGGUUCUGCAAUGACUGGAAAAAGUUUGUUGAAAAGCCAGACCUCCUGUUGUUGCAUACAAGAUAAAUUCUCGUAUCCGAAAGUUGAUCUGAAAUAAUGUACGUCCAUUCCAAGAAAAAGGCUCAUUUUGGCCUUCCUUCUCAUUGUAUUGUUGGUAUAGAGAUCAAUUGGCUUAUAGAUGUCCUGAAAGAAAGAAUCACUAAUCUAAUAGAUGAAGGCAUGUUAGUAUGCAACGUUACCUA
Molecule: messenger RNA, 1936 nt
Organism: Lycium barbarum (goji berry)
Lineage: Eukaryota; Viridiplantae; Streptophyta; Magnoliopsida; Solanales; Solanaceae
Product: lipoamide acyltransferase component of branched-chain alpha-keto acid dehydrogenase complex, mitochondrial
Exons: 8
Coding region: 261-1760 (499 amino acids)
Cellular component (GO): mitochondrion; cytoplasm
Molecular function (GO): acetyltransferase activity; lipoic acid binding
Source: RefSeq, a predicted model, not a curated record